AUGCUAAACACAGCUCUCCUCGUACUAGACAUCCAAAAUGGCAUACUCGACCGUCUAGGAACCACCAUCACAGACGACUAUCUCCAACGUCUCUCAACUACGCUCACCAAAGCCCGCGCCGCCGGCGUCAAAAUCAUCUACAUAACAACAUCCUUCCGCCCCGCCUACCAAGACCUCCACCUCAACAACUCCUCCACAGCAACAAUCAAGUCCUCGAACAAAUUCAUCCAAGGCGAUCCAUCAACGCAGAUCCACCCCGCCGUCUCCCCAGAUACAAGCAGGGGCGAUACAGUCGUGAACAAGUGCCGCGUAUCCGCGUUUGCGGGGACGGAUUUGGAGCUUGUCUUGCGUUGUCUUGAUGUACGCGAUGAUUUGGUGGUUUGUGGGUUGAGUACUAGUGGUGCGGUGUUGUCGACGGUAAGACAGGCGGCGGAUUUGGAUUAUCGACUUACUGUGUUGAGAGAUUUGUGUUUGGAUCGGGAUGAUGAGGUGCAUGGGGUGCUGAUGGAUAGGGUGUUGGUGAGACAGGCGCGGAUUGUGGAUUCGGAUGAGUGGUUGGAUUUUUAUGAUUGA
This is a messenger RNA of Aspergillus glaucus CBS 516.65, 573 nucleotides long. RefSeq names its product cysteine hydrolase family protein. The record is from RefSeq and is a predicted model, not a curated record. The coding region runs from base 1 to 573 and encodes 190 amino acids. NCBI's taxonomy places the organism in Eukaryota, Fungi, Ascomycota, Eurotiomycetes, Eurotiales, Aspergillaceae. The transcript has a single exon.